Messenger RNA from Torulaspora delbrueckii, 387 nucleotides. It is a transcript of the gene SHG1, whose product is annotated as Shg1p. NCBI's taxonomy places the organism in Eukaryota, Fungi, Ascomycota, Saccharomycetes, Saccharomycetales, Saccharomycetaceae. The coding region runs from base 1 to 387 and encodes 128 amino acids. The transcript has a single exon. The record is from RefSeq and is a predicted model, not a curated record.
AUGGCUUCAAACUCGGAUGAGGCAAGAAGACUGGCAGAUGAGUUUAAGAAGGAGGGCCAUUUUGAUAAACUGAAACAUGAUAUCUUGUCUCAGGAAUUGAAGCAAGGUGAAAGCAGUACCUCUGUUGAGCAAACUAUUAGAGCCAAAGUGAACGCAUUGGUCAGAGCUAUGGUAGCAGAGGAUGAGAAUUUGAUUUUCAAGAACAGAGGCUCUACAAGUGCCCUUAUUGAGUCUCAAAUCUUCAAAGAUGGCUACAAAGCACUAUCGCAAGGUGAUGGAGGACUAAAUGUGGAAGAAUAUAUUCAAGAGAAGUUAAAUGAACCUGCAUUGCAAGAUCAUGUAAGAGAAAAAAUCGAGGAAAUGGUGCAAGGCACCAAAAAUGGUUGA